This is a messenger RNA of Plodia interpunctella (Indianmeal moth), 3948 nucleotides long. RefSeq names its product Osiris 17 (gene Osi17). Gene Ontology annotation, cellular component: membrane. The transcript has 11 exons. Lineage: Eukaryota; Metazoa; Arthropoda; Insecta; Lepidoptera; Pyralidae. The record is from RefSeq and is a predicted model, not a curated record. Bases 265 to 2196 code for a protein of 643 amino acids.
GUACGUAUACCAUUUCCUCUUACUGUGGUUGUGUUUCUACUCUCCUUGUGACCCAUAAUUGUACGCGUAAACAUUACAUAUGUGUCAGUGAUGCUAAAUAGGAAUUGGUCGUGACGUGUAGUAUACGAGCUACUGAUCUGAAGACCCUGCGAUUACUGUUUCCGGAGAGGAGAUGACAAAAACAACACAAACUUUCGAAAAUUAAUAUUUAUGACCCGAAAAUAAUGGAUUUUAUACAUCUGGUAAACAAUAGCGACAUUCCCAAUGCCCUUUGUAUUCAAUGAAAAGUUAUUUAAACGAAGAAAUUUGAACAAUCCACACAGUUAUGCUCUGACGAUGGCUAGAAAAAGUCCACAUCUGGAAGCGUUAAGAUUACAGAACAGACUCAAAAAAGUCGUAGGCCUUAGUAAAUUAGCUAUAGUUUUAAUAUUAGUAGCAAAUAUUAAUUUCACUGAGUGUAGUCAAAAUUCAACAAGUGUUAAUAAUGAUGUAGCUAACAAAAUCAAACUCCUAAACGCGGUGACUGGUAGGUUUUUCGGGAAUAUUUAUGAGAAUGGAACAUUUAGGACUGGAAAUUCCCUGUGGGAUGGUAUUUUGAACAAGUGCACAGUGAACCCGUCAGUAAGUUGUUUGCAAAAAAAUGUUUACACAUUUCUGGACGAAAAAUUAAAUUACGGUGGUGAUGUGAAAUUUGGAAGUGUGUGUUUCGAGAAGAAUUCUGUGGACAUCAAUAAAUAUACUAAAGAAGCUAAUAUUAUCUACCUCACGGGAAGCAAACGACAGGCAGAUGAAGAACGCGCAUUAGACGAAGAAAAUGAAAUACACGAUGAAGAAGAAUCAGAAUCACCGCUAGAAGAAGUGACGGAUUCUUUAUACGAUAAAGGCGUGAAAUUUUUGGUGACACACGACAUGAAGUUGAAGUUGCCAGAAUUGUUUUUCCACGGCGCAAUUCUGAAGGUGUCUCCCAGGGCGCUGACGAAAACUGGAGCUUUAGUACACAUAGAUUUGGAGCCCCAAGAGGACAAUGGAGAAGGAAGACUUUUUUUUCAUAAAAUUAAAAAGAUGUUAAAAAGGAAGCUAGUGACGGCCGCCAUCGGUAUAAUAUUGGUUGUGAAGCUGAUCGCUCUGAAGCUGGUCUUCGUGUUGCCCAUCAUCUUUGGAGUCACCACAGCGAAAAAGAUGUUCCUCAAAUUCCUCCUAUUCCUCUUCCCCGCUUUGAGCCACAUAUUCAAACUGUGCUCGUGGUAUCACAACAAUUAUCACACGACGAAAUAUCAUCAUCAUCACCACCUUAUCACGCAUCAUCAUAAGCCAUCUCAUCACGGUUACCCGUACCCGGCUUCUUCUUCAGUGGUCGUGAAGCCGCAUGCAGCAGGUCCUCCAUCAUCAUCUGACUACUACCCUCAAGAAUGGGAGCUGUCCGGUCCAGGGCUUGGCAGUGAAUACAUUGCAUCUGACAUACAUCGCAACGCCAUAGCUAGUUUCAAGCCGCACGUUAACGAUAUGAACGACAUCAAUUCUUGGGGCCUUGGGAUGCCACCAGGGCAAUCAGCAAACGUUGGGGAAUAUGCAGUUGGUAAUAACCUGCAUCCGACAGUGGUAACUCCUAAUGGACAAAAGGUGACGCCACAUAUUGUGGGAAGACCGGUUGGACCACCAAAUCCAUACUACAGAAAUAAAAAACAACCAAAAGAUCCAAUUGACGCUGAAAAAGAAGCUUUGAUCCGUGCAGCGUCGCUAGCAGCUAGAGCGCCGCCAUCGCCGGUUAGGGAUGAGAUCCUGAGGGUUUCCGCAGCGAAGUUGACUGAGACCAACCGCGUCAAGACUGAAGCUGAACUUGUCAAACAUCAGCAACAGAUUCUGGCUGCUUCAGACCCUGAAACCAAAGUAGCUGAAAAGUUUUAUGGGAAUAUUCUGGAGCGAGUGGAUAAGAUUCUACUAACGAUUGGUGCUAACGACCCUGGGUGCAAAGACAGGGCUGUGUGUGCUCUAUACAGGGACCCCUUCAGCCAUACGCCUUACAGCAAUCUAGUCUCUAAUGAACUUAGCAAAGAUUCGAGCGAACUGCUUCCUCCUGCCGACAGCAAAAUGGCUCUCCGCUACUACAAGUAUGUACAAGCUGCGAGGGACGGUCAGGAACAGAAGAACUGCAGCACUCUAUACCCUAAUUGUCACAUAGAUUAUAGUAAAAAAUAAGAGAACAGAUGAAGUAAUUCGGCCGAGUGGGUACGGGCCUCGUUAUCUCAGUAGAGGAGUCAGCAGACUGCGUGGGUUCGAUUCCCGCUCGAGUACCGAAAUGUUUCUCUGGAAUUUCCAAUUUAGUAAAAUAUAAUUGUUAGGUUAUGCCCUUUGGAUAUACAAAAGGAAUAACACGCUUUGUAUAAAGACAACGGAAUGAAAUAGAAGCAUUUUACUGUUUUUAGUUUUCUGUCUUGCGUCGCAAUCUUAGUAAGAUAAAGAAAAAACUAAUUUGUUUUCCUUCAUAAAGGACCAAUGGUUAAGUUAUUUAUUUAUUUAUUUAUUUGAGUAAACGUUAUGUUAGUUAGACAUUGACAGUAUCCUAAUAAAAUAUUUAGCCGUCAUGGUGUAUAUCAAUAAAUGAAUAACACAAUUAUAUUCCAAAAUUAACAAAAAAGAGACAAUAUUGCUUUCAUAAUUUAUUUUCUUUUAAAAAUAAAAUUUUGUUUUUUCAUGUGCACAUCUUGUACAAUGUAAAUAAAAUGUACGGAUAUAGCGAUAUUUUCGUUUUAGUUCGCCCCUGACGAGUAUUUUUUAAAUACAUAUAGUUUAUUUAUAUACACCCUCUGGACAUAGGCCUCUCUCAAAGACUUGGACAUAAGCCUUUACCAAAAACUUCCACAAAGAUCGAUUGAAUAUAAAUGGAGAUCGCAUCUACUAUUUUUUGCAGUCAUUUGUAUAUAUUUAGUUAAUUAAGUAAAUAAUUCUGCAUUCAUAAAUAAAUUCUCUCAUAAAGCUUAAUAUCAUAAUAUUCAUAACAUACAAACAUGUAAGUUAUAUAUCUAUCUAUAUACAAUACACAUUAUACAUACUUCACAAUCCACAGGGUUAGGAACUAUAUUGAAAAUAGAAGUGCCAUGUGCUGCCUUUUAUAUGAUAACUAGCGAUUCGGCCCGUCUUCGCACGAGGUCUAUUAACCUUCGCGGAAUUGUCUAAUUAUCAGUGAAAAUUGUAUCAAAAUCCGUUGCGAGGUUUCAAUGUUAAUCAAUCUAUGUAAAAUCUUUGUCUUCCUAAUCUGUGGAUAAAUUUAACAAAUAUACCACUUGCUUAUAACAACAACACAACUUUUAAAAUGUAAUUUUGAAAUGACGUAUUCUGAACAUGGAUUUAGUAGGUACUCCGCGGUAAUUCCAUGAUUCUGGAUUAUUUCUGAAUAUUUACUUCACGCUGAACUGUAUGCAUGAACAUUGCAUAGUUUGUAUGAGAGCUUUUAUUUACCAUGAUGUACUCGUAAAACCAGCAAUCUAUGCCGAUCAAAAGUUUGGGAAACUGUGUCGCGAUGAUGUAAUAGCCAGCAUAAAAAUUGUUUCAAUUUUAGUCGCUGGGUCAUGUAUCUUUGUUAUUAUAAUUUACGCGACGAUGUCAAAUUGUAUUAAAUUCCGUUUAGUAAACCAGUUUGACUGUAGCUUAAUGACAUUGACACACACUACAAGACUGAUGUCUUGUAUAUAUUUAUUUUUGUUAUUUUCUUAUGCUUAGAAAAUCAUAUGUUUUGGGCAAAAAAGGAAGAUUAUGCAUUGUAAUACAAAGUAUGUACUUUUGACAAUAUGAAGAAAAAAACUGUGAAAAAUUUACUGGCUUAAAAUUGUAAGACAUGCUUUAUUUGCAUAUGUCCAAAAAGUAUUUUUUAUCCAAAAUAAUUGCGUGUGUAAAGUUUGUCUGUUGAAAUAUUGUUUAUUUAUUUUUUAAUAAAUCAAAGAAUUUACUGUU